Molecule: messenger RNA, 516 nt
Organism: Blepharisma stoltei
Lineage: Eukaryota; Ciliophora; Heterotrichea; Heterotrichida; Blepharismidae
Source: the annotation of a GenBank genome assembly
AUGAGCUUAGUUGACGCAACUUAUGUUGAGCAAUUUUCAAACCCCUUUUACAGAUUCCACCCGUCCACAAUUGAAGAGACACCAAACGGUCUUGCAGUCCUCGGCCACAACUUUGUUGCAUCCCUGAUUGUAAAAUACGACCAUCUCGACAAAGCAUUAGCAAAUGCCCUUUCCUUAAAAAUCGACCAAGAAAUGAAAAGAGUUUCUGAUUCUCUUCACCACAAAGUAAUUAUUCCUGAGCUCAGUGACAAGUUUGCAAUCUCCACUGCUGAUGCCCACCAUAGACUAAAUUUACGUGAAGGAAAAGAGCAUUUAACUUUUCCUGAAAGGGCUAGUGUGAUUGUACCGAUUUCAGACUGCUCCUUAAGAGAAAUUGCGAAUUACUUUGGGAGGAGGAUUUUGGAACAAGUGGGAGUGCAAGAGUUUGUGACGGCAGGGGUCAAGAAGAUUAAAGUGGAAAUCAAUUAUAAUGAGUCGAUGAAGAAAGCUUCUGCCACUUUUGAUCUCAGGUCGUAA